Anopheles marshallii is the source of this 5628-nucleotide messenger RNA. RefSeq lists its product as uncharacterized. Gene Ontology annotation, molecular function: nucleic acid binding. The transcript has a single exon. Lineage: Eukaryota; Metazoa; Arthropoda; Insecta; Diptera; Culicidae. Gene Ontology annotation, biological process: DNA integration. The record is from RefSeq and is a predicted model, not a curated record. Bases 1 to 5628 code for a protein of 1875 amino acids.
AUGGAAAGAGCAAUACAAGACAUUAGCUGUGAGGAGGUUGUGGAGCUGCAGGAGCAGCCAGCAACAGGGACCUCGGAAAGACGCACGAGCGACAUAGAAGAACCACCGCAGGACGGGGAAGCGCCACCACCCGUCUUACCUCGGGACCUAGAGGUAAGAAGAAGGCGUAUCGAGCUUCAGAAGAAGGAGCUCAAACUGGAAAAUGCUCGGAAGAAUUUGGAGCUGGAAAACGCUCGUAAGGAGCUGGAUAUCGAGCUGCAAGAAAUCGAGCUAGAAGAGGAAAUAUCCGAUCACAGCAGCCGGGUAAGCGCGUACGCCGCGAAAGCGGCAAAUUGGUUGCGAGACACAAAUCGUAUCGGGGUGACGCCGGUAGCUCGCCCCCAUGGCAACGGUCAUCGCAAUGGCGACUCGGGUCAGCCACCCUUGAACCCGAUCGCGACCGCGGGAGUAAUGGCAACACGCACGGCCCCGGCACCGCUGCGAUACGACGACACAAUGGCGGACGACGCGCGAGGUCGUCAACCUUCGACUCCGGUAACUGCCCGGUUUCCACCGAAAUAUGACUGUACGUGGGAGGUGGACCAAGCAGCGGCACAAGAACGCGAGUAUAUGGAAUGGAGGCGUGCGGUGGAGGAUUCGAUUAAGGUUCACCGCGAAAGCAAGCACAGCCGUCCUUACAAACCGGAGGAGAUAACGGGAGCAAAUUCGACAAUGGAGUCGAAACCAGCGACACAGAGACGUGUGUUACCCUUGACACCAGAACAAGAGUCAGCGCGCAAGUCGAUCCCUAAGGAACUUCCGGCCUUUUCCGGAGACGUCGGGCAAUGGCCAUUAUUUUACGCGACGUAUGUGAGAUCCACAAUUCUUUGUGGUUUUAGUGACGACGAAAACCUAAUACGGCUUCAACGGGCACUACGGGGACCGGCAUUGGAAUCGGUUGACCACCUUAUGCUGCUACCGGACGGUUUGCCCAAAGUGAUCGAGAUUUUGCGCACGGAAUACGGAAGGCCAGACCUCAUAGUGGAUAGUUUGAUCGAGAAGGUGCGUAAGCUACCCCCCGUUCGUACCGAACGUUUAGAGACGCUGGCCACGUACGGCAAGAUGAUACGGAAAAUGUGCGCGACAAUAGAAGCUUCCGGGCUUCACGAUUAUGAAUGCAACGUCACGCUGCUGAAGGAGCUGGUAGCGAAGCUUCCAGGAGAGCGGGUGUUAGAGUGGGCACGUUAUAAACUAAAACUAAAGCGAGAGACCAUAAGGGAAUUCGACGUGUGGUUUUCAGAGAUCGCACAGGCCGCGAGUGCCGCUUCAAAAACGUUCGAUCGGAACUUCACACGACCCGAAACAUCACGACCACUACCGGGAAGGAAAGCGCCCGCACACGUUAACGUUCACAGCACGACGCGGAGGACACAAUGCGCACUGUGCCAUGAUUCCUGUCGUACGUUGGCUGACUGUGCACGGUUUGGAGAAAUGACGGUGCGAGAGAGACGAUUGCACAUUCAGGGACGCAAGUUGUGCGUCACGUGCUUGGGCCCGCAUAGGGGCACGUGUUUCGUCAGGACGAAUUGUGGUACCGACGGCUGCCGAGAAACGCAUCACAAACUACUGCACUGUAGGGAGCAAACACCACAAUCGCACAGGAACACGCAACACACUCAUUCACUUAACUCGCACAUUAGCAACGACACUAAGUCACUUUUCCGCUAUGUUCCAGUUGUGGUUCGCGGCCAGAAGACAGAGAUAACGACGUUUGCGUUUAUAGAUGAAGGAUCCUCGGCUACAUUCGUUGAUCGUAGGCUGAUAGACGAAUUGGGCAUCGAGGGCACCUUGAACCCUUUGUGUUUGAAGUGGACGGACGAUACGCUACGAAAUGAGUCCGAUUCGAGGGAAGUUCAGCUGCGGAUCUCAGGUGUGCACCAAGGAGCACUGGUGUACGACUUACGAAAGGCGCACACCUUGCAAGAUCUGAUGCUACCGGUGCAGACGCUACCGAUCGAAAAGCUGGUAAAGCUAUACCCGCAUCUGAAGGGGCUCCCGAUUGCCCCAUAUGCCAACGUGACGCCUCGUAUCCUGAUCGGUGUCGACAACAUUCAUCUGGGCAAGCCAUUACGUUGUGUAGAAGGGAGCUUCAGCGAGCCGAUUGCUACCAAGACAAGACUUGGAUGGACAGUGUUUGGCCCUUGCUGCUUACCAGCCUCAGUAAGUAGUACGGCAUAUUUUAAUCUCCAUUUAUGUGUCUGUAAUGAAGAGGGAAAUCAGAAUCUGGACAUGGCGCUGAAAAGAUACUUCUCUUUGGAAUCCAUUGGAGUCAGCGCCGCACAGAGACUCUUGCCGAAAGAAGAAGAACGUGCGAUUACGAUGCUAAAUACCGGAACGCGUCUUGUGGGAGAUCGGUUUGAAACGGGCCUGCUAUGGAAGUAUGAUGAUGUGCGUCUUCCCUGUAACCGCGAGAUGGCCCUUAAGCGCCACACGUGCCUGAAAAGGAAGUGCGAAAAGAAUCCGGAAUUAGCCAGGGCAAUCAGCAAUAAGAUGCACGAGUAUGCGGAUAAAGGUUACAUUCGACGUAUGUCGGAAGACGAAAUCGAAGCGAGGAGAGAAAGGGACUGGUAUUUGCCGAUAUUCCCGGUUUACAACCCGAACAAACCCGGUAAGUUACGAAUGGUAUUCGAUGCUGCCGCACAAGUACACGGAAUAAGCCUCAACAUGUUCCUGCUCACCGGCCCGGACCAACUAGUGGGAUUGGUGCAAGUUCUGUAUAAGUUUCGAGAGAAUCGUAUUGCCGUAACUGGAGACAUCCGAGAAAUGUUCUUUCAGGUGCGCAUGAACCACGCAGACCAACGAAGCGAGAUGGUAUUCUGGGAUGAUGGCAGCAAACAGAAUGGUGAACCUAGUGUGUAUGCUGUUACGGUAAUGACCUUCGGAGCGGCUUGCUCACCUGCUAGUGCCCACUUUGUGAAGAAUCUUAACGCAGAGAGAUUCGUUGACCGUUUCCCGCGAGCAGUGGAAUGCAUUAAGUAUGAGCACUACGUGGACGAUAUGCUGGCCAGUGUCGAAACCGUGGACGAGGCAGUUACUCUGGCGGAGGAUGUGCGGCUCGUACAUUCGAAAGGCGGCUUUGAGAUCCGGAACUGGCUGUCCAACUCGAAGUAUGUCGUGCAUAAGCUACGGUGGGGAGUCAACCAAAACAAGUGUGUCGACAUGAGCUCGAACCAAGGCACCGAAAAGGUUCUAGGGAUGUGGUGGAAUACGGACGAUGAUAUGCUUACCUUCCGCAUAAAUCCGCGCAUGGAUGAAGAGCUGUUGGCAGGUGGUAGACUGCCGACAAGGCGGGAAGUGCUGAGCACACUUAUGAUGAUAUAUGAUCCGUUGGGCCUCAUUGGUCACUUCCUCAUGUUCCUCAAGAUACUUUUGCAGGACUUAUGGCGAACCGGGAUUCACUGGGACAAGAAAGUUGAAGGCGAAGCUGCAAAGAAAUGGUUGAGAUGGACUGGAUUAUUGCCGGAACUAGAAAAGCUAAUGAUCAGAAGGUGCUAUCGUAGCAUAACAUCGUCGCCAUGCGUGCAAUUGCACGUCUUUACCGAUGCAAGUCAAAGUGGAAUGGCUGCAGUUGCUUACCUGCGCUUUGAGGAAAGCGGUGUGGUGGAGUGCGCACUGGUUGGGUCCAAAACGCGGGUGGCCCCGCUUAAACUCCUAUCUAUACCGCGACUGGAGCUUCAAGCGGCUGUGAUAGGAGCACGCUUCGCGGACCACAUCGCGAAGGCACAUCGAUUGAGGAUCGACAAGAGAGUGUUCUGGACUGAUUCGAGGAACGUGGUGAGCUGGAUAAAGUCGGACCAUAGGCGGUACAGCCCCUUUGUCGCCUUUCGGGUGAGUGAACUGUCCGAAAUCACAGACGCUAACGAAUGGCGUUGGCUUUCUACCAAGGUUAACGUAGCAGAUGACGGAACGAAAUGGCAAGGCGACCCGGAUUUAACCUCAUCCAGCAGAUGGUUCCGAGGACCAGAGUUCCUGUGGGAAGUGGAAGAAAACUGGCCAAUAAAUAAGGACGAUCCAUGUGAGUCGUCGGAGGAACUACGGAAGAGCUUACUACACCAUGCCAUCGUUAGAAACGUAGUCGAUUUCGCCCGGUUCUCACGAUGGAAGAAGCUGUUAAGAACAGUGGGUUUCGUUCAUCGAUACGUUGGAAACCUACGGCGUCGAGCGAGACGGGAAAAGAAGGAUGCGGGGCCACUGACGCAGGAAGAAUUGUUGGCUGCAGAACGUACCCUGUACAUAUGGGCACAACUGGACGGGUUUGCUGCCGACAUCAAGCGGAUGAAGAGCGGUGCGAAGGAGAAACACCCUUGGAAGAAUCUGCUCAAACGAGAUAGCGUGCUGUACAAACUAUCACCUGAAAUCGACGAAAGAGGUAUAUUACGAAUGCGGGGGCGACUAACUAAUUGUACUUUGCUAGGUGAUUCGCUGAGGAAACCUGUUAUCUUACCUAGACGACAUCCCGUCACGGACCUGGUCAUCAAGGACUUCCACGAGCGAUAUUGCCAUCAGAGUCACAGAACGGUGGUGGGUCAACUCCGUACGCGUUAUCACAUCCCGAAGUUGCUGGUGGAGUUCAACCGGGUUCGACGCGGUUGCCAGCAUUGUAAGAUAAGGGACGCCGCACCAAACCCACCGUUAAUGGGCAAUAUUCCGCGGCAGAGAGUAGCAGUGAACCAACGAGCGUUUACCUAUACCGGGCUGGAUUAUUUCGGGCCGAUACUCGUGGUCGUGGGACGUCACUCCGAGAAGCGCUGGGGAGCGCUAUUCACUUGCCUCACGACGAGAGCAGUUCAUCUCGAACUGGCAUUCGCACUAACAACCGCUUCGUGUAUUUUAGCCAUCCGGCGAUUUAUCGCAAGAAGAGGGUCCCCCAGAGAAAUACUCAGCGACCGGGGCACUAAUUUCGUCGGUGCUGCGAGAGAGCUUAACGUCGCCCUGAAGGAUGUGGAUGAAAAUGCCCUGAUGUCCAGAUUUAGCGGUCCGGAACUAAAGUGGAGCUUCAACCCGCCAGCGGCACCCCAUUUCGGCGGCAGUUGGGAGCGUCUCGUGCAGUCGGUGAAGAAAAUUUUAUGCAGCUUUGAAUUACCACGGCUACCAACGGACGAGAUAUUAAUGUCAACGCUGACGGAAGUGGAGAUGAUGAUCAACUCUAGGCCACUUACCUACGUACCACUCGACGAGGAAUCCGACAGCCCGAUAACGCCGAACCACCUGCUUCUGGGAAGUUCCGACGGUAGUAAGCCAGCUGCCUGUUUCGACGAUUCGCCGACAGGGAUACGGACAUCAUUAGGAGCACUACACGUGAACGCGGAGAUAUUUUGGAAGCGGUGGAUCGCGGACUAUCUGCCAACCCUCACCCGCAGAACAAAAUGGUUUGACUCGGUGCCGCCGAUCAAGGAGGGAGAUGUGGUGUUGAUCGUGGAUGGGAACUUACCCCGGAAUACCUGGCCGAUGGGACGUGUGCUUGAGGUGACCCGCGCGAGGGACGGUCAGGUUAGGCGCGCGAGGGUGCAGACCACGAACGGAAUAUUAGAACGACCGGCGACAAAGAUAGCAGUUUUGGAUGUGGGGGAACGAUUGAGUAGAAAGUGA